Bombyx mandarina (wild silkworm) is the source of this 765-nucleotide messenger RNA. RefSeq names its product lopap. Gene Ontology annotation, molecular function: pigment binding. Gene Ontology annotation, cellular component: cytoplasm. Gene Ontology annotation, biological process: lipid metabolic process; response to reactive oxygen species. NCBI's taxonomy places the organism in Eukaryota, Metazoa, Arthropoda, Insecta, Lepidoptera, Bombycidae. The record is from RefSeq and is a predicted model, not a curated record.
UACCGCGUGGGGUGCGAGACCAUUUGAUCUGCAACGUUCGUACCAAUCGCUCGUUUUAACAAUGUUAUUGUUUCUGCUCUGUAUCUCUUUGUAUGGCGCAUUAGGAGCAGAGUUCACGCUACCGGGUGAGUGUCCAAAUAUGAAGCUGCAAGAGAACUUGGAUUAUACUAAGUUUUCAGGGGUAUGGUACAACGUUGCAAGCUAUGCAAGCGAUGGACGGCCAAUCUACGAUUGUGCCACCCUGGACUUCCAGGAAGACAACCUUGGCUACACCCUACGGGAGACGUACGUGAAUGUCGACGGGGGUAAUAGAACCCAGAAGUCUUACCUGGCAAGAGUCGACCCCACGUUUGAUGCUGGAAACAAGGCUCAGUUCAUUGUCAGCCACGAGGGCGGUGAUAAAGUUCUGCAGUUUCCGUUUUUCAUCUUGUCCACUGAUUACGAUGAAUACGCCAUAGCGUACACGUGUAAAACGUUGAAGAAGAAAACCAGGACUCAUUAUGUUUUCACAUGGAUCCUCACGAGAACCAAGAACAAACUGCAAGGCGAUACUCAAAAGAAAGUAGAGACUGCUCUUUCGAAUUACCUAGAACUGGCCGAGCACCGAAAGCAGUUCGUAUUUAAAGAUUUUUCCGAAGAAGACUGCUCCUACACGGAUCAAUUCAAAACCGAUUUCUUCACAAGCAACUUCUGGUGAUGAUUGUUUCUUGAUUAAUUUACUUGACUGUGAUUAAAUAAAGAAUAAUUGUGUAUUUUGUAUUGAUU